AGAGAAUUCAGGAAUCUCAGAUGACAUCUCAGUGUAUUAAAAAGCGCUGUAGGGAGCCCUAAACCAGACUGCAAAAAGCAGUUUUCCCUGGGCUACAUUUAAACAAUCCUAUAAGCUUUCUAUUGACAGUUUAUACUUUCCUCUUGGUGCGCAUCAGCUGUUGGGGAAAAAAGCUGUUUGACUAGUCCAAAUGGAUGCAAUUUUGAACUGCAAUCUGGAUGAUAUAGAAGAUUAUUACAUCUUGCUAGGAUGUGAUGAACUAUCCACGGUUGAACAAAUUCUUGCAGAGUUUAAGGUUAAAGCCCUUGAGUGUCACCCUGACAAACAUCCUGGAAACCCUAAAGCUGUGGAGAAUUUUCAGAAGCUGCAGCAGGCUAAGGAGAUUCUUACUAACGAAGAAAGUCGAGCUUGUUAUGAUUACUGGCGACGAAGCAAAAUUACCAUUCCAUUCCAGCAGUGGGAGGCUCUGAGCAACUCCAUAAAAACGUCAAUGCACUGGGCUGUCAGAAGUAAAAAAGAGCCAAUGCUGGAAGCACCUGAGCUAAAUAAUAGCAACAACAUAACUAAUGACACUUGGGCCCAACAGACUGAAAACAAUAAAGAUGGAUUGUCAGAUGAGAGAAGGGAGCAAGAUGAUGCUGAGACUUCUGAUGAGAAGCCACAAUCUCCAAAGAGUCCAGACUCUCCAAGAUUUUUAGAUGCAAAUUGCUCGCACUUGCGUUUCCGCUGGUCAGGUGAUGCCCCUUCAGAGCUUCUGAGGAAGUUCAGAAACUAUGAAAUAUAAAGUGUGAGCCCAAGACACAUGACAGCAUGGAAUUGUCUACUCAACCGUGCAGUAUUUUUUGUCCAUGGUUAACACUUGUUUGUAUCUUGUGCCUAUUCACCAUUAUUUGAAUGUUCAAUUAUGUGGCUUUUGUAACUCUGAUCUGUUAUCACACUUUGUAUAAGUAUUUUAGGAGGAAGAAUUUUGAGGGCCAGGCACUACCUUUAUUCAGUAUUAGCAUAAGUAACAAUUAUAUGCAUAAAGUGGUCCAGUGUUUUAUAUCAGUUUCCUGUGUUCUUCUUUAGUAUACAAUCAGAUGGCUUUUCUGUCCAUAUUAAAUAUAUAAGAAUGUAUUGUGCGUAUAUAUUUCUUGCAGGAUGAAGAACUCAUGGUAUUAAAAAAUAAUCUCCCAAACCUGAAUGACAAUGAAUUUUAAAUACAGCUGUGUAUAUUUCUAAAUUAGAUAUUUUGGGCCUGAUACUCCACUGCCUUGCACAUUGUGUAGUCAUUCAGACCUAUGCACAGUGGGUGUAAAACAAGUGUAAAUAAUUGGAGAGUUCCGACUUCGUAAUGUUUUGCACUGGAGUUAGUGACUAAAUGAGAUAGUGGAAAAUCAGGUCCAUUAAGUUUUAACAUGAGCAACAAUUAACAUGAAACACUUUGAUUCUUUGGGCAAUGUUACAAAUUUUUAACACUGUAUAACCUAUGUAUAUAUACUGAUAGUGCUAAAAUGAAUUUGUGGAUUGAAGACAUUUUGUUUGUUGGGUGGCCAGCUAACUUUACAGCAACAAAGUUAAGUUACUGCAGGAUAUAUACAUAAAUAUUGACUGUUCUUUUAAUUUCUUGGAUCCAGAUCAUCCCCUGAAGUUUCCUGCCUACCAUCUCUUCAAAUGGGAGAGAUUUGAGGGGGGCCAUGCAAAAGAGAAGGUGUGAAGCCUCCCUAAAACCCAUGAAUAUUUGGGAGCUUCAGGGAAGGGUAAUCCAGAUCAUCAGAGACAAAGAUGUCUCCUGUAUCUGUGCUUGUACAGGGAAACUAUGCUAUUACUAGCUCAGUCACCCUGUGGUUAGCAGCUGCCAAGGAAACCUUAUCUAAAUAUUAUGAUUAUUGUAUCAGAUAAUUCUUUGGCCAAUAGUUGCAAUACAACCGUGGAGUUAUUUUUGUGUUAUGCAAAAUAAAAUACCAUUCACAUUGUAGCUCUGUAAUCUUGGCACAAAUGAAAAAACUUAUAUGGAACUGGGAACAUGCUGAUAGUCCCAAAGCUUUUUAAAUAUAAAUGGCAAGUUAAUAGUUAAAAAAUGUCAUCUGAUGAACAGAUUAAAGCUGAAUGCAAAUAAUGUCAUUAAAAAUUCCAGUCUCAGUAAAAUUGAAGGGUGAGCACAAUUGUUUCCUGUUUGCUUAUUUUGUUCUCAGAAUAUGAUGAUAGCUACAGGUUCAAUAAUAGUAGAAAGUGGCACUGAUGACUAAUACUGUUAUUGAGAAGCUUUAAUUUCCUGAAGUCAAACACUGUUACCUUCCACUUUCAUAUCCAUAAAUGAGGAGAAACCAAGAUUGCUGGGGAUGCAGUGAGCGAAGAUGUUAUAAAGCUGAUGCAACGACAUAGCAAAUGAUAAAAUGACUCACAAUAAAGGCUUCAGUCUUUCAGAUGCUG
This is a messenger RNA of Dermochelys coriacea (leatherback sea turtle), 2412 nucleotides long. It is a transcript of the gene DNAJC12, whose product is annotated as DnaJ heat shock protein family (Hsp40) member C12. The record is from RefSeq and is a predicted model, not a curated record. The transcript has 5 exons. Gene Ontology annotation, cellular component: cytoplasm. The coding region runs from base 191 to 784 and encodes 197 amino acids. NCBI's taxonomy places the organism in Eukaryota, Metazoa, Chordata, Testudines, Dermochelyidae.